This is a messenger RNA of Prunus avium (sweet cherry), 1143 nucleotides long. The record is from RefSeq and is a predicted model, not a curated record. Lineage: Eukaryota; Viridiplantae; Streptophyta; Magnoliopsida; Rosales; Rosaceae.
AAAGAAAAAGCCAACUUGUAUGACAUAUUAAUGACAUAAUUUAAAGUGUAAAAAAAUAACACGUGUUAUGAUUAGAAGAGAAAGAGUCCAAAAGAGAAAAUUGGAGAAAACGUUGCUAGGAUUCCCCCAUAUAUCUCAUCUCCUUCUCCUCAACGAAUUGGAAAGUUCAUGCAGGGACAACAUGAAAACCAGCACUCAACCAAAACUUCUCACUUUCAAAUACGUGUUUCUCUCUCUCCUUCUCACUCUCCCCAUUCUCCUUCUUGUCCUCCGUCUUCAACCUCAAAACCUCCACUGGACCGCCGCCGCACCUGGUAACAUCCGCCCGCCAACCGUACCCAACAUAACCACCCGAGGCAUCCGAAUCCGACCCGGCUACACCUCGUACGAAGCCUACAUCCAGCGCCAGGUCAACAAGACCCUCAACCCUAGGCUGCGACAAGUUUGGAUCACCCGCGACUGGGACCGGAAGAUCCAAGUCUUCUCCCAAUUCUUCCAGCACCUAAAGCGCCGGAGCCUCCUCUCCAACGACUCCAAAUCCCUCUGCAUCGGCGCACGAGUCGGCCAGGAGGUCGAGGCGCUGCGCCGAGUCGGCGUGUCCGACUCAGUCGGCAUCGACCUCGUGCCCUACCCGCCGCUGGUCGUGAAAGGGGACUUCCACAACCAGCCCUUUCGCAACGACACCUUCGACUUCGAGUUCUCCAACGUGUUCGACCACGCGCUGUUGCCGGACAAGUUCGUUGCAGAGAUUGAGCGGACGUUGAAGCCACGUGGCAUCUGCGUUCUACACGUGGCGGUUGCAAGGCGGACGGAUAAGUACUCGGCCAAUGACCUGUUUAGUAUCAAGCCGUUGGUGGAGAUGUUUCGGAGGUCUGAGUUGGUUCAGGUUAGGGAGAUUGACGGGUUUGGGGCUAACACGGAGGCGGUUUUUAUGAAACGGGAAACGGGAUACGGGGAACACAUCCAACGGUCUUGAUUGACCCAAAAUUGCCUCUCUCUCUCUCUCUGCAAAUAUUUGCAAUAUAUUAUUCACUUCAAUUUGUUUUUUUUAAAAAAAUCUCUCAUUUAAUUUGGUAGAAUUACUAUGAUGUGUGGCAUAUAGAGACGUGUAUUAGACAAAAAAGAUUGAUCCGUUUGUCAUUU